AUGCCGCCUGUUCACCCUCAGAUACUCGGUAAGUUAGAACAUUCUCAGAAGGUACUCGAGACAACGCCAUCAGGACAUCCAACUCCUGCUAAACUCCCAUCUCGCAAUCCAACCCGCUCCUUCUGGAUUGAUUCUUCCCCGGAUGCCAAUCCGCUCGCUGGCCAAGGCAGCCAAGAUCCUCUGCCUAGCGAGGCAGACAUCUGCAUCAUCGGGGCUGGUUUCACUGGCUGUCGGCGUCGCAAAAGAACGUUUACAGGAAGAAAUGGUGGACAUCUUACACCGGCCGCGUUCACCAGGUUUGCUCAACGUCAGGCAUUAUUUGAUACGGUCGAGGCAAUUAAGUCAUAUGAACUGGAGCAACAUACCACUUCUCUACUCGUCAAGAUCAUAGAGGAGAAUGGCUGGGCGAGCGACGUCGACCUCGUAGAAGGUGGACACAUAAGUCUCUUAUUCACGGAGAAGGAAGCAAAAAACGCGCACAAUGACUUCGAUAUGGCACGUCAAGCACAGCUCAAUCUAGAUGGUGUGGAAUGGCUCUCGAAGGAGGAACUCGAGAAGGAAUAUGGCGUCCCUUACCCAGGAUUCCGCAGGCCAGGGUAUAAUGUGUGGCCGCUAAAACUCGUCACAAAGUUGUACCAGCACGCUCAAGCACACGCUAGGCAAUACGCCUCCCUCAGCUUGCAUACUCGGACGCCGGUGACUGCAGUCACGCAUGAAACGACUUCCACCUAUACAGUCGUGACGAACUGGGGUAGCAUAUCGUGCUCCCGUAUCGUCCAUGCUACGAAUGGAUAUGCCUCUCACCUCCUUCCUUUCCUCGCGAGUCCAGAUGGAAUUAUACCCGCUCGAGGACAAGUAAUGACCACCCGUGCUUCUGUCGGUACUGAUCAAAUCAAGAUAUCGAGCUGGAGUGGAAACAAAGGGUUUGCAUACUGGUUCCCCCGACCCGUAACACGCGACACCGAAAAACCGUUGAUCAUCAUCGGUGGUGGCCAGGAAGCUGCGGCACCCAGUCGUGAGCUAUAUGUGGAUGAUGACUCUGAAACGCACCCUCUCGUUGGGAAAGCGCUCCGCGAGUUCUUGCCAUCUGUAUUCGAAGGUAAAUAUGACCCUCAUUCGGAGCCUGAGAUGGAAUGGACUGGCAUCACGGGCUACACGAAGACGGGGGAUCCAUUUGUACGUCCAAACUUACUCGCAGCCAAUCCAGAUAGAGACCUGUACAAGAAACAGUACAUCGCCGCAGGAUAUACUGGUCAUGGAAUGCCGCGCGCAUUCGGUUGUGCCGAAGUUAUCGCGCAAAUGAUUCUAGCUGAGAUUUCUGAUAAAGAGUGGAAGGAACCCGAUUGGCUUCCACAACGUUAUCUGACAUGGAAUAGACGAGUCGAGUAA
Molecule: messenger RNA, 1389 nt
Organism: Suillus fuscotomentosus
Lineage: Eukaryota; Fungi; Basidiomycota; Agaricomycetes; Boletales; Suillaceae
Product: FAD dependent oxidoreductase-domain-containing protein
Exons: 7
Coding region: 1-1389 (462 amino acids)
Cellular component (GO): cytoplasm
Molecular function (GO): oxidoreductase activity
Source: RefSeq, a predicted model, not a curated record